Taeniopygia guttata (zebra finch) is the source of this 3883-nucleotide messenger RNA. The record is from RefSeq and is a predicted model, not a curated record. Lineage: Eukaryota; Metazoa; Chordata; Aves; Passeriformes; Estrildidae.
CGGGAGCGGGGGCAGAAAGCUUGAGAAGAGAUGGAAUUUUAACUGUGGUGAUUGCAUUCAGCUCCACUGGAGAGCAGCAGAGCCUUGCACUUAAUUUUCUCUUAUUUGGAAUUGUUCUAAGGCAGGAACUGUGCUUUAAAUACAUGUGCUGCCUUGUCUCUUCAUGCACUGAGCCAGUGAGUCUGCGCAGGAAUGACAAAGAAGAAAACACUCCAGCCCUGUAUAUUGGAUUUAUUGUGAGUCUUGUUUAGACAUCGUCAUCCUCCCAAGCUGGUAUUUAAAGUGCUUUGAAAUAGCUGCUCCAGAGGAAAUCUAUGUCAGAAUCCAAGGGACCUCUGGACCAGUCACAAUAGGAGGUUUCUGCCACUACUUCCCAGUCAAACUCACUUCAACUUCCAACAGGGUCAUCUGCUGUGAUCCCCCAUCACCCCAGCAGCAAACAGGUUCUGCUCUCACAUGUCCUGAUGGAUUAACGUGCACUGUGCACCAGGAUCAACCAAAGCUUCAUAUUUCUGUGGUUCUGGUGUGCCAGGCCAUUGGGUCCACACACCCAAAAGACACAAUUCUCCCAUGCCUCUAACCCCCCCCUCCACCAAGUAAAUUGAGUCGUAAUUACCAGGGAAGGAAAUCAGCCCUCGGAUCACUCCGUGUUUAGAAGAGUUUAACUGGCACUUUCCCAGAGGAAGAAAUUUUUGUGAAAGUUUAAUUCUAUAGUGGUUUGUAUCUUAAAACACAACAGAAAUCAAGAUAAAGACAUUCACAAGCUUGUGAAUGAUCAAUGAUAGCAGCACUCAGCUAAAUGAAGAGUAGGAUAUCCUGGAGCAACAAAGCAUUUCAGAGUUAGGACUCUGGUUACAAGGAGCAAGAGGGACACAGCAUAAAUUAUGAGUUUUGAUGAGAACCCCAAGUAUUCUGGGUGAUACAAACAGAGGCUGUGAGCUGAGACCAGUCUAAAGCUGGGGCCAAACCAGCAAAGCUGGAGCUGUGUUAAAUUCUCCUUAAGUCUGGAGACAUUCACAGUCAGUUCUUUGUCUCAGGCCUGUUUUAAAAAUCUCUACUGGUUUUAAGUAAUGUGGAAGUGGUUUGAGCUCAGCAGUUACACUUCGUUCACUCACUGAGAACUUUGGAGGUGUUUACUUCUCUCCCGUGAUCAGUCCAUUUUUUGGAAAUGAUUUGUCUAGACUCUACUUCUUCACAUUUUAGAUAAACAUGUAAUUUCCAAUGUAAUUAAAUGAUCUUGGUAAAAUUUGCAACCAACAAAAGCUUAUUUAUACAGUAACAACUUGCUCUGCUAAUCAUGGAUUAAUCUCAAAAGUGGCAGAGUUAACCCUUAUUUAAUGAGGUUAAAAGACUUGGCACAGAUCACCGAACAGACCUUUGGUAAAGCUGGAAGUCGUGCUUGCCCACCUUCGGGCAAGUCCUAAGCUUUAAUCAUUAAAUUACGUAGAUUUAACAAGACUGUAAAUAGAUGUCCUAUUGCUGCUUUAAACUUGAUAUUUUUGUAAACAUCCUGUUUCUGGAGACCUUUCUUCUAUUGUUAUUUAUUAUUUUGCCAUAGUGAGGAUUACAGCACUAGAGUUUGUUUAAGUAGUAUGAAACAUCUUAAAUAAAUAUGUAUCAAAGCAAGAGAAUAAAUUGGAUUUGCAUUGUCAGGAGGCUACUCAGAAACUCUAAUUCCAAAAUAACCUCAAGGAGGACUUGCUAGAAUGUAUGACAUUGUGAUUUUUAAAACAUCAAAUCAGAGCUCUUGGAAAGUGUGUUGGAAAAAGACCCUGAAUACAAGAAAGCAAGUUGGUUGAACUGAUGUUUAGGUCAGAUCUGGAGUCUCUCGCCAGAACUAAAAGUACCACAUGGAUGUGUGAUGGAAUGUAGUGAAGACAAGGGAUCCCAAAUAAGGAAAUCCAUGUUACCAAAAAGCUGAACUUUUCCCUGUCAAGCAGCAAAGUCAUGCCUAGAGGAAAGCAAAAUCUUCAUUGUUUGCUUUCAAGAACAGCCAAGUGGAGCCCGGGAGGUUCAUCUCAGUUUGGAAGCAAAACCAGGACAAGCAUGGAUUUCCAUCCAGAUGCUUUAUCCUCAAUUCUCUUGAGGGCAAUAAAAUGGUCAAGGCAAAGCAGCUCAGUGAUAGAAGCCGCGAUCCAGCAGGCAAGGCUGAAAUGCUGGAAGGGCUGACCCGGCACCCCGCUCCGAGGGAAGAGGCGCAGGAUCAUGGCUGCAAUUGAUGAGCGCACCUUCAUUGCCAUCAAGCCCGACGGGGUCCAGAGGGGGCUGGUGGGGGAGAUCAUCAAACGCUUCGAGAAGAAAGGAUUCAAACUGGUAGCCAUGAAAUUAAUACAUGCCUCUGAGGACCUUCUGAGGGAACACUACAUCGACCUCAAGGACCGGCCAUUCUACGAUGGCCUGGUGCAGUACAUGCACUCGGGACCUAUUGUAGCCAUGGUGUGGGAAGGUCUUAAUGUGAUUAAGACUGGAAGAAUGAUGCUGGGGGAAACCAAUCCAUUCGAUUCCAAGCCCGGCACUAUUCGUGGGGACUUCUGUGUCCAAGUUGGAAAGAACAUCAUUCACGGCAGUGAUUCUGUGGAAAGCGCUGAGACAGAGAUCAAUUUAUGGUUCACUCCUGAAGAACUGGUUGAUUAUAGAAGCUGUGCUCAUGAGUGGAUCUAUGAUUAACACCCAGCCUGGAUCUUCUGAUAUUCCCAUGUCCACGAGCAGCUGCCAGCCUCUAGCUAUUCCAAAGAAUUCCCUGGUAGAAACCUCAGAAUACAGUGAGUUUGCUCUGUUGUGGAUGUUAAAUAGAGCCAGUGCUUGCUGCUCCUUUGAUUUAAAAGCUGUCAAACUAUAGAUGAAUUGCACAUUUUAAAAUCUGCUUCUGGGAUUGAGAGAUAUGAGAUGAAAACAACAGAUAACAUAUUUUUCUGAAGCAUUUGAUAGUCACAGAGAGUGUUUUGGAAAACAAAAAAAUGGGUAAAAAUUUAUUUGGUAAAUAAAUACACAAAUGGCUCAGAGUCAGAGAUUAACUUUGCUAAAACAUUAGGGGACAACUGAUGGUGUGUAAAUGCAUUGAUAAUAUGCUCAAAUGUUGAGGAUUUACUUAAUAUCAAGUGUGUCCCCAUUCCUAAAACAGCUACAGAAAAAAAGCCCAUUUCUCUCCCCAGAACAUGCUGUGCUCAUAAAGAAUUCAACUCUGGCUAAAAUGACAACUGGCCUCCACACUGACACUGUUUCAACUUGCUUUUUUUUCCUUCCACGUGGGAUUUAUGUAGUAUUUUAAGGACAGAUUAACCAGCCAGGCUUGAUGAAAUGUCCUUUUAUGUGAAAAGAAGAUUAAUGUGAGGAUGGAUGAGGGAGAUUCUACCUUUAGCACUUCAGUGCAGGAGCUCUCUGAUACUGCACAGAGCAGUAAGUGGUGUUUGCUUUGCCAGCUGAACAGCUGAUAGUUUAGUUGUGUUCUCAUUAGUGUUGUUUCCUCAGUAGCUGCAACUACAAAGCAAAUGGUCCUCGGAUAAGUUGUUUCAGAAGUGACUUUAUCACUAUCAUUUUGUAUUUAUUUAAUGAUGUAAAGAAGUAGAGUCAUAACAAUGCAGAAGGUGUUUCAGUUUCAACAGCAAAACCUGGAUGUACUGGAUGAGGAAGUGUGGAUUGAUAAUAUGUAUUUAUUUCCCUGCAACAUUUUAUUCACUACGAGGAAGAGUUUCAUGGAAUCAGUUGCUCAAGCUCUACGAUUUUUUUUUCCACACAGUGAAUUCUUGCAUCUGAAUACUGAACUAUGCAGUGAAAGUUGAAAGCCUAUGAUACCUUAUGGUGGUAUCGAGCACCUAAUAAGAGAUGGCACAAAAUAAAACAAUAUUUGCUGCUUCUUAAGGGAAAUAAAAUGAAAUUGAAAAUA